AUGGCAAACAGGAGGCGUAGAAAUACCGUUGGGGCUGAUGAGAUUGUUAACGCAAUCCACAGGAUGGUGGAUGCGAUGCAACCUGUGGCAGCACCACCGAGAGCCAUGAUCCCUCCUGUGAGACCUGUGACCAUGGAAUAUUUCAUGCGUCAUAAGCUGGCAAAAUUCACUGGGAAGGCCACCCUAGAUGAGGCUGACGCGUGGCUACGAGAGUGUGAGAUGAUAUUCCGGGUGAUUGAGUGCACAGAGGCCCAAAAGCUUAUUUUUGCCACUUUACUGUUGGUGACUGAGGCCGAAUAUUGGUGGAUGGGCAUGCAGCAACAGAUGCAGAACUGGGAGGAAGAGGUGACAUGGACCAGCUUCAGGACGAGGUUCCUGGAGAAAUACUUCCCUGACAGCGCUAAACAUGAGCACGAGGCGGAGUUUCUCACCCUGCAGCAGGGGAAUUUGUCCGUGCAGGCUUAUGAGGAGAGGAAGUUAGAGGGCGGCCUCAAACAUGAGCUGAGGCGUUUUAUCGUACCAUUGAGGGUACGGGAGUUUUCGAUCUUGGUGGAGCAAGCCAAGAGUGUUGAGCAACUGGAGAUGAGACCCAGCCAGGUCAAACGAACCCAGAAGAGCGGUACUGAGGGCAGACAACACAAAAAGCCCUAUAGUAUACCAACUUCAUCUUCACAAAAACUGAGGUGUUACAACUGUGGAGGAGAACACCUGCGGAGAGACUGCACUAGACCAACUAGUAGUGGAGGUAGCAGUAUGAGCACUCGCAAAUGCUAUGCCUGUGACCAACCAGGACAUUUUGCCAACAAAUGUCCCAAUAGGAAGACUACUUUAGUAGCGCGAACUCCGCCAUCUUCAUCUGACAGACCGAGAGCAGCGGGCCGGGUUUUUGCCAUCACCAGCACCGAGGCCACCCGGUCAGGUUACCUGAUUCUGGACCAUUGUUUGCUUUUUUGUAAUAGUGUGUUAGUGUUGUUUGAUUCAGGAGCUUCGCACUCCUUCAUAUCUCACGAUUGUGUGGAGAAACUGGGGUUGUCUACUCGUGACCUAGGAUGCGAGUUGAUAGUCUCGACACCGGCGUCUAGGCAGGUUUCAACAAAUUUAGCCUAUGUUAGAUGCUUGAUGGAAGUAGAGGGCAGACGCUUCAAGGUAAACCUAGUUUGCUUGCCCUUGGAGGGAUUGGAGGUCAUAUUGGGAAUGGACUGA
Vigna unguiculata (cowpea) is the source of this 1203-nucleotide messenger RNA. RefSeq lists its product as uncharacterized. Lineage: Eukaryota; Viridiplantae; Streptophyta; Magnoliopsida; Fabales; Fabaceae. The record is from RefSeq and is a predicted model, not a curated record. Gene Ontology annotation, molecular function: zinc ion binding; nucleic acid binding.